CUUAAUUAUAUCGGCUUUUCUUUUCGAUCUGUUUUUCCGUUCAUUUCUCUUCACUGUCAUUUAUGCAGCUGGUCUGUCUUUUCCUAUAUCCGUUUUAAAAAAAAACCCACUUACAAGAACGAGUCUCCUGGAGAGUACCUAAUCAACAACAACAACAAACAUGUCUGACACCAACGGAGGACUGCUGGGUGGGCUGGUGAACGGGGUCGGCGGUCUCUUGGGAGGCGGCCAGAACGCGCGGCCAGCACCGCCGGCGCCAGAUUCACCAGAUGAUAACAACGACACCAAUGAGAACAAUGACAACAACAGCGGAAACAAUACCAACCAAGGAGAGGCCACAAACAACGCUGCGGAUCCGGAAGAGAACGACGGCCGAGGACAGGGCCAGGGCAACCGGGCCCAAGGACAGGACGCCAACGGUGAUAAUGGGAGGCAAGGAGGCCAGGACAGCCAGGGAGGCGGCAACGCCAACAACGCCGGCGCCGCCGAGCCCACGCCCUCAACACCAGCCUCGCCAUCGCCGACCUCGAUAACGCCCACCUCCGCCGUGGCAGAGACAGCCGCGACGGCAAGCAGCAGCAGCACCAGCCUCCCCGGCGCGGCCCAGCAGCAGCAGCCGUCGUCGUCCAGCAGCACCUCCGCCCCGGCCCCGGCGACCUCGGCAGCGGGCGCGGCCAACACGCCCACGACGCCGGCGGUAUCCACCCCGACGCCGCCCGCGUCCACGCCGCUGCUCGAGUCCGUCUCCUCGCUCAUCGCGUCCACGGGCACCGCCCCGCUCCCGGUGCCCACGGGGCCCCCCUCGUCACCACCGCCGGCCCCGGGCCCCAUCCAGCCGACGACGACGACGACCCCGCUCCUCAACCCCGCCGCGCCGCUGCUGCCGCUGCCCACCACGCUGAUCUCGUCGACCCUCGUGGCGGCGCCCUCCCCGCCGGCGGUCGACCCGGCGCAGGCGUCGGCGGCCUCGCUGCAGCAGACGGCGCAGGACACCAGCGACGGCGGCAUCCAGAAGACGGAGAGCCGGUCCAACGUGAUGACGACGACGAUCGCUAUCGCGGCGCCGGUGGGCGGCGUGGUCGUGCUGGGGAUCCUGUUUGUGAUCUUCAAGAAGAACCGGGGCUGCUUCCGGCGCAAGAAGAAGGAGGCCAACGGGAGCAUCCUCGACGACGAGGAGAUCUCGAGCUGGAGGAGCGUCCAGCACCAUGAAAAGUUUGACCCGGCUAGGAAUUACUAGGUUAAGAUGGCGAGGGUGUCUUCUUUUUGCCAGUGCCAGUGCCACUCACCUACGAGCAUUGCCGUGCUGCAAGGGAGCAUGCCUGGCGGUGGGCUUUGAGGAACCUGGCUUUAUCCAGGGGGGAUAUAGAAAGGGGGCCGCACUAGCAAGCGGGCCCACG
This is a messenger RNA of Diaporthe batatas, 1397 nucleotides long. RefSeq lists its product as uncharacterized. The transcript has a single exon. The record is from RefSeq and is a predicted model, not a curated record. NCBI's taxonomy places the organism in Eukaryota, Fungi, Ascomycota, Sordariomycetes, Diaporthales, Diaporthaceae. Bases 161 to 1237 code for a protein of 358 amino acids.